Molecule: messenger RNA, 1522 nt
Organism: Hydra vulgaris (swiftwater hydra)
Lineage: Eukaryota; Metazoa; Cnidaria; Hydrozoa; Anthoathecata; Hydridae
Product: fatty acid 2-hydroxylase
Biological process (GO): fatty acid metabolic process; lipid biosynthetic process
Cellular component (GO): endoplasmic reticulum; membrane
Molecular function (GO): iron ion binding; fatty acid 2-hydroxylase activity
Source: RefSeq, a predicted model, not a curated record
CAAAAAUUCUUGAUGCUUUUAAAAAAAUUUCAAGGACUAUUUGUUGUUGGUACUGUUGCACGUUUUGUUACAGAGAAUUUUAUUUUCUCGUUUUUAAUAUAAUGCUUUUGUCAUUAUAUUGACAAUUUUCUUUUGUGAAUUAUUUUGUGAAGUAAGUUAUAUGAUUUUUUUUUAAUGAAAACGUGUUUCUUAUGAUUAUGAAUAGUCAAGUAGAGAAUCUAUUAUUACCACUUAUUCAAUGAUUUAAUUAUGGCUCCGUCUUCUAACAAUUUUUCUGCAAGAUUUAAAACGUUUACUUACAACGAAAUUAAAAAACACUGCAGCGCAGAAGAUUGUUGGAUUAUUGAGAGUGGUAAAGUAUACGACAUCACUCGUUUUCUUAACCAACAUCCUGGUGGCGAAAACCUGAUUUUAUCUCAUGCUGGCAAUGAUAUCACUAACUACUUACAAGAUAAAACUAUACAUUUGCACUCCAAAAACGCGUUAAACUUAUUGAAAGACUUCCAGAUCGGUGAAGUCGAAGAUGAUAUCACGCCCAGUCAUGAGGAAAAAAUUACUAAUAAAAAAACUUAUGAUGAUAUGGAUGUUGACAUGUCUGGAUGGAAUGAGGAUCUCGUAAAUUGGGAACGUGGUAUGGUUUUCCAAGCACACAAGUUUGGCAAAAAUUAUUUCAAAUGGGUACACUCUCCAGUUGUUAGAAAAUUACGGUUGUUUGACUCUGAUUUUAUUGAAUUUUUUUCAAAAACAAAGUGGUGGAUGAUUCCAUUGAUUUGGCUACCGAUUGCUACAAUAAUACAGUUUUAUUCUACUACUAGAGUUUAUCAGAAUUUUUUUGUUUCUGAGUUUUACACUUCUGAAAAAAAGAUUGCGUAUUUUUUUUCUUUCGGUUUUUUUUUGCUUGGAAUCCCACUAUGGUCUCUAUCGGAAUAUAUUCUUCAUCGUUAUUUGUUUCAUAUGCAACCAAGUACUGAAUCAUGGUUCUUUAUUACUUUGCAUUUCCUACUACACGGCCAACACCACAAGGUUCCUUUUGAUAGGAAUCGAUUAGUGUUUCCACCUGUUGCUGCCGGUAUUUUAGCCACUCCAAUUUAUUUAUUUUUGAAUUUUAUACUUCCUUAUGGUCUUGGGGGUUGCACAAUGGCUGGAAUGCUUGUAGGAUACAUUAUGUAUGACUUGAUUCAUUAUUACCUCCAUCAUGGAUCUCCAGAUCGAGGAAGUUAUAUGCACUCUCUAAAGCACUAUCAUGUUCUACAUCAUUUUGACGACCAUAAUAGCGGAUUCGGCAUAUCGUCCAAGGUAUGGGAUUAUCCAUUCUCAACAGUGAAUAAAAAAUUGAAGACGAAGUGAAGAGUUUAAACUCUAUAUAUAUAUAUAUUUUUCCAAAUAUUGCUGUUUGUCAGUGAAAAAGUUAUAAAAUAACAUAACAUAACUUAAGCUUCAAUUUACAACUCAUAAAUAUAUAUAAUUAUAAAAAACUCUUUGCACUGUUAUAACUGUUGAAUGAAAACAUUCCUGUAUUAAA